Messenger RNA from Acyrthosiphon pisum (pea aphid), 1729 nucleotides. RefSeq names its product U2 small nuclear ribonucleoprotein auxiliary factor 35 kDa subunit-related protein 2. The coding region runs from base 53 to 1309 and encodes 418 amino acids. NCBI's taxonomy places the organism in Eukaryota, Metazoa, Arthropoda, Insecta, Hemiptera, Aphididae. Gene Ontology annotation, molecular function: RNA binding; metal ion binding. Gene Ontology annotation, biological process: mRNA splicing, via spliceosome. The transcript has a single exon. Gene Ontology annotation, cellular component: U2AF complex. The record is from RefSeq and is a predicted model, not a curated record.
AAAAAUCUUUUCUAAAAGUGUUAAUUCUCACAUCGUCUAUAUAGGUCUAGUUAUGAAAAAACAUAAGAUAUUGCGUAAUAAAUGGAAAAAAAUUCGUCGCAAACUUCGAAGACAAGAAAAAGCAGUGAAACGAGAAGAACUCCUUCAAAAACAAGAACAAGAUCGUUUAAACUCUCCAACGUAUCAAAAAUGGGUAAAAAGUCAAGAAGAAUCUGAAGAGUUUGAACGAAAUGAAAAUGAACGGAUUGUUGCUAUGCAAUAUUCAAAAUGGGUUGAGAGAGAGUGUGCGGCUAUCGAAGAAUGGAAAUCAUUGCAGAAAAAGUUUGAGAAAAUUAAACAGGAAAAAGCUCAAAAAGAAUUAUUAAUUAAAUUAGAGUGGGAGAGAGAACAGAAGAAAAUUAAAGAAACAGAAGAAAAUAAAAAAAAAGAAGAACAACAACGCGAAGAAAUAAAUGCCAAAUUUAUUGAAGAAAUUGAAAUGUAUAUCAACAAUCUGGGUCCGCUGCCUGAAUCUAUUAAUGUUGGUACAAGUACAAGACCAGACCAACCAUUGUGUCCUUUUUUUUCAAAAGUUGCAGCUUGUCGCUUCCGCGACAACUGUUCAAGAAAUCAUGUUCGACCAGGCAUUAGUAAUACAUUGUUGAUUCCUGGAUUUUAUAAAAAUUUUGAAUUGAACAUGCGCUAUGAACGUGAAUUUGAUAUUGAUAUUAGUUUGGAAUGUGAUGAAAAAGAGGCAUAUGAAAAAUUUUAUGAAUUUUUUGAAGAUAUAUUAGUUGAACUUAGAAGUUAUGGACAGAUAAUUGAACUUAAUGUUUGUAGAAAUCAAGAAAUACAUCUUAUGGGCAAUGUUUAUGUCCAAUAUAAGAGUAGACGACAUUCUUUAAAAGCAUAUCGAAACUUGUGUGGUCGUUUCUAUGGGGGACGCAAAAUAACUGCUGAAUUCUGUACUAUUCCUUCAUGGUCUGAAGCGGUAUGUGGGUUAUUUUUUAGAAAAAUGUGUCCAAAAGGAAAAAAUUGUAAUUAUUUGCAUUUGUAUAAAAAUCCUGGAGGCAAAUAUCAAUCAAAACCUCAAAGAAAUCGAAAUGAAAACUCAAGUCAUAGUCAUAGAGAAAAUAAAUAUAAUCCUAGUAAAAGAGAACGAGAACAUUCUAGAACAAAUACAGAAAAAAGGAAUAGUUCAAAAAGAGAGCAGAGAUCAAUGGAUAGUUCUUCUCAGAGAGAGACGUUGAAUACGCCUCAAUGGGAUAACACUCCAGAUCGAUCAAAUAAAAGUUCUAGAUCACUUAACUGGGACAGUGAUGAUGAUUAAAUAAUUUAAAGUGAUAAACAAAGAUUUACGAAUUUAAAAUUGUUGGAUAAUAAAAUAAUCAUUACCUAAUACAUUUUAAAUUAGUUACUCUGUGGCGAUCCAUUAAAAUCUCAUUGAAUUAUAUUCAAGUAGGUAAUUAAACUAAAACUAAUAUAGUUAAUUAAAAAUUUUAAAUUGUAUUAUAUUAAAAUGAAACUGAAUAUAAAAUUAUGCUAUAUUAUGUAUAUGUAGCCAUGUAUAUAUAAAUUGCAUAUUUAGGUUUUUAAAUGUGUGACUGAAGUAUCAAUAAUUCAAUUUUCAACUAUCAAUUUAUCAAAAUAUGAAUAAAAAUUGUGUAUUUGUGUUUUUAGUUAUAAUCUUAAAUAAAUGAUUAAUAUUUGAUGUAUAAAGUACACCUAAGUAUGCAUCUAAAACUAACUA